UUUGGCAUUUUGCUAGCAUUGCAGCCAUGAAGGUCACUUUAAUGAUCAUCCUGAGCUCUAUUGCUACCUCCCUGGCCCUCAUAUCACCUUUCUCGACACAAUACCAGCUGGAUGAUGACUAUGUAGUCCUAGACUAUCACAAUGUGUCGAUACCUUUCUCUAAUUUCUCAUACAAAGGGAUUGUAUCCAAUACCAACAGGAGUUAUACUGCUUUUGUAGCUGUUUUGCCUUCUGGUGUAUCUAGUCAAUUCUCAUUUGAGCUCCCGAAAGGUGGUUGUGGUACGGUUAAUCUAACUUCUCUUACAUCAAAAGAGAACAAUUGCAAUUACUCUACUAACGCUGGCUAUUUUAACACCAAAACAAACUCUUGCGUGGGAAAUAUAAUUACUAAUGGAAAAACAGAGCAGCUGGCUGGUCAAGCUACUGUUAAUUUUGCCAUUACUUCAAAGUCCUACGUCCUUGGGUACUUGACAAAUAAAACAUUGACCAGUGGAGAAUACAACUGGACACAAUUAAUAUCGGGGUUUGGCUGGAUUGUUAGACGUGGUGAAGAUAAUGUUAAGAAAAGCAUUCCAAUAGAAGAACUGCCAGACACUUUUGUAACAGAGAAAGCUCCACGGACUGGAAUAUGUGUUGCAAGAAAUGGGACACUUAUACUAGCAGAAGUUGACGGUGAGGAAGAUAUAAAAGCUGGACUGGAUUUAUAUGAAUUUUCUGAAGUAUUGAUAGAUCUUGGGUGCUGGGAAGCAGUGAAUCUUGACGGAGGCGGUAGCAGUACUUCAGUAUACAGAGGGACUGUAAUUAACAAGCCAACUUGCAGUGAUAGCAGUGAUAUUUGUGAAAGACAUGUCUCCAGUAUCACGUGUAUUAAACUAUCUUAAUUAUAACAAACAAAGUAAUUACUGAUAGUUUAUCAGGUGUAUAUUGCUAGAAUAUAAAAUAUAACUUAAUACUAAAAUAUAAUUACAUGAGUGAGAAAGCACUAUUAAGUAAUGCAAAAAAGAGAGGAAUUACGUGUAAUAAUUGUUUCUAUUAUUCUGACACCAGCAAUAAUAACAAUAGCAAUAGAUAACAACAAUAGUAAUAAUAAUAAUAAUAAUGUGUGGAUAAUAUGUGUGAGUAGCUUUCGGUACAAUGAAAAA
This is a messenger RNA of Amphimedon queenslandica, 1142 nucleotides long. Its product is annotated as N-acetylglucosamine-1-phosphodiester alpha-N-acetylglucosaminidase-like. The record is from RefSeq and is a predicted model, not a curated record. The transcript has 6 exons. NCBI's taxonomy places the organism in Eukaryota, Metazoa, Porifera, Demospongiae, Haplosclerida, Niphatidae. Gene Ontology annotation, biological process: secretion of lysosomal enzymes. Bases 27 to 881 code for a protein of 284 amino acids.